This is a messenger RNA of Leptidea sinapis, 1100 nucleotides long. RefSeq names its product E3 ubiquitin-protein ligase COP1-like. The transcript has 4 exons. NCBI's taxonomy places the organism in Eukaryota, Metazoa, Arthropoda, Insecta, Lepidoptera, Pieridae. The record is from RefSeq and is a predicted model, not a curated record. Bases 369 to 1100 code for a protein of 243 amino acids. Gene Ontology annotation, molecular function: ubiquitin protein ligase activity. Gene Ontology annotation, biological process: proteasome-mediated ubiquitin-dependent protein catabolic process.
AUCUGUUUUUGAGUUUUACUGAAAUUAGGUUCAAAUUUAAAAGAUGGAAAGCUCGCAUAUUAUUUUGCAAAAGCAUUUAGGAAAGAUGGAAAACGCCUGCAUUAAAUCAUUUUAAUGAAAGAAGUAAUAAAUUAUAGUAUGGAAAUGGAGCUAUAUCUCAUAUCUCGAAAGGAUCCCCAAUGCUUUAAAACGCAGUUGCCGUGUGUUAUUAUUUUUAUGUUUAUGAAAAGAUAAUUCCUGAGGGCGGUGACUUUAAACAGUCAGAAAUCUUAUAAAUAGUAGUGUUGAAUUUGAACAAUGCGGUUUUUAUUAAAUUGAAGUGAUAAGUGAAGAUUACAUUUUUGAACAUUCAUCAAUAAAUCUCCACAAUGUCUGGUUCAGCAGCCAGCGGUAACAGCAAUGCGGGAGCAAGCACAUCACUCGCAGCACUGGGCGGCCUCGGGGGCUCUCUAGAGGACAAGGAUUGCGACCUUCUGUGUCCAGUCUGCUUUGAGUUGAUAGACGAGGCCUACGUCACCCGCUGCGGGCAUUCCUUCUGCUACGCCUGCAUAGCCAAAUCUGUCGAAAUUCAUCGACGAUGUCCAAAAUGCGGUGCGCAGUUGACGGGAAGAGAUCAUUACUUCCCCAACUUUUUGCUCAACGAAUUAGUUGCUAGACGUCGUUUGAGGACUAAAACGCCCGCCUCUGCGCCCCUUCCGUCUCCUGGUGACACUGAUAGACUGAGGUCGCUGCUGGCUGCAGAGGCGAGGCACCUGCCGCUGUCUGAUGUGGACGGGAUGCUGGAUGUGCUGACGAGACGGAAGAGGCUGCUGGAAGCGGAGUCGGCCGCCGCGCAUCACAGGCUCUUGUACGAGUUCCUGGCGCAGCUGCUGAGGCACCGCACGCACCAGCUGGAGCAGCUGUCUCGAGAGGCGGCCCUUGUCCGAAAGGAUAUGGAGCACGUGGCCGGAGUGUUGGGCGAGCUGAAGGCAGGAGUGGGGGACGUGGUGCUGCCAUCGCCGGCGGAGGCCGCGGGGGCAGCGGGGGCAGCGGGGGCCUCGGGGGCAGCGGGGGGCCUCAAGAGGGACAUCAGCGAGCUGGCGGACACGUCGCCGGAUUAA